AUGGCCACACAAUCCAAAAUGGAACCACUCCAAGCCGAAGUCGACGAAUCCGACCAAAGCUUCUUCCGUCUUCUAGUCAAUGGCCCUUCCGAAGAUAUGUGUUGUCGUCCUUCCCUAAUCUCCCUCUUACCCAAAUUAUUCCUACCAGGAGAUUGGAACGAUGGACUCGUCGCUCUAGAUGCAAAAGGCCGGCCACAUUUUAUAAGCUUAAACCAGACCCAAUUCCCCAGCGUGAAGAAUACCUGGCAUGAAACAUUUGUCGAUUACGUGGAUCUGUCAAUCGGACGAAGAUUACGAACGGGCAUUUAUGAAGCUAAAUGUCCAUUAUUCGAGGACGAUGUUGUCGUCAAAUUUGCUCGUUUUCAUUGGGAGAUUCAAUAUAUAGAGAAUGAAACUACGGCAUAUCAAUGGAUAUCUGGCCAUACAACAACUACAGCUACGACUACUCCUAUCGCUCCCCGAUUCCUGGGCCAUUUGACGGAAAUUGGUCGAGACCUUCAGGCUUGCAGAGGUCUCUUGUCUCGACUACAUGAUUUAGGAGUUCGACAUGGGGAUACAAAUCGAUUUAAUUUCCUGAUUCGUGAUUCCAAAGCUAUUUUGAUUGAUUUUGAUACGGCAAAGAAAUGUGAUGAUCGAGACUUGCUUCUGCCAGAGUUGGAUAGUUUAACGGCCUGUUUCGAAGAUUCGUCGGGCAGAGGAGGCGAAGGUCCUCUCUAA
Messenger RNA from Penicillium subrubescens, 717 nucleotides. RefSeq names its product alpha-galactosidase A precursor. The coding region runs from base 1 to 717 and encodes 238 amino acids. The transcript has 3 exons. The record is from RefSeq and is a predicted model, not a curated record. NCBI's taxonomy places the organism in Eukaryota, Fungi, Ascomycota, Eurotiomycetes, Eurotiales, Aspergillaceae.